CCCCUCUCUCUUUUUUUUAUAAUUUUUUUUUGAUUUUCAUAUGCCACCCAAUACUUCUAUUCGGUCCACUCACGAAGACUUAGUGGAAGAAUCUUUAAUUAAAUCUACACCUUAUUUUGAUAUUGAAGUAUCUAGUUCUGCUCUUUUCGAAGGUGCCUUUAAAGUAGUUCAAAAAGUAUUUCCCAACUGGAAAUAUCAAGACAUCAAAUUCGUACAGUGUAAAGAUGGUAUCACGAAUCAAUUGGUCAGAGUGACUUAUGAACCCACUGAUUUCUCUUUACUUGUACGUGCUUAUGGUAAAGGAUCGGAAUUGAUUAUUGAUCGCAAACAAGAAGUAGUUAAUAUCAUUACUUUAUCUGCUCAAGGCAUGUGUCCUCCGCUCUACGCCAGAUUCAAAAAUGGCUUAGUCUAUGGAUUCAUUAAAGGCAAAGUAUCUACAGUGGAAGAAUUAGGACAAGAAAGAACUGCAGAAUGGAUUGCCAAGAAAUUAGCUCGCUGGCAUCAAGUGAACUUACCUCAAGACUUUAAGUCCAAUACUAAGAAACAAACAUUAUGGUCCACCAUGUUUAAAUGGUUAGAACAAGUGCCUGAAAAGUAUGAAAAUCCCCAGAUACAGUCUACAUUUGAAGCACAGUUUAAUAUCAAAGAGAUCAGAUCUGAGUUGGAAAUGUUGAUUCAAAAGCUUAAUCAAGUCAAUUCACCCAUUGUGUUUUCUCAUAAUGAUUUGUUGUAUGGCAACAUUAUUUAUGAUGAAGAAAAGCAAGAAGCGAAUUUCAUUGAUUAUGAGUACGGCUGUUAUGCUUUUAGAGGAUUUGAUAUCGGUAACCACUUUAACGAGUUUGCUGGUUUUGAGUGUGAAUACUGGAGAUACCCAACAAAAGAGUUUCAAAUGAAAUGGUACGACUGGUACUUGACUGAAUUCAACAAAGGAGUUCGACCUUCGGAACAAGACAAGGAACAACUAUUUAAGGAAGUAAAUGGCUUUUCUCUUGCUUCUCAUUUCUACUGGGGAUUAUGGGCUAUGAUCCAAGCCAAGAUUUCUGAUAUAGAUUUCAAUUAUAUGGAUUAUGCUGUGCUUCGUUUCAAUGAAUACCAUAAGCGUAAACAACAAGUUUUGACCAGUUUAGAACAAUAAUGUACACAUCUCUUUUUUUUUUUCAUCUUAUGCAUCAUACCAGUCUUUCUCUUUUUUUUUUUAUUCUUAUUAAUAAACUACACUAUUUAAUGGUUCGAAUAUUCA
Molecule: messenger RNA, 1240 nt
Organism: Gilbertella persicaria
Lineage: Eukaryota; Fungi; Mucoromycota; Mucoromycetes; Mucorales; Choanephoraceae
Product: kinase-like domain-containing protein
Exons: 6
Coding region: 41-1135 (364 amino acids)
Biological process (GO): phosphatidylethanolamine biosynthetic process; phosphatidylcholine biosynthetic process
Cellular component (GO): cytoplasm
Molecular function (GO): choline kinase activity; ethanolamine kinase activity
Source: RefSeq, a predicted model, not a curated record